Molecule: messenger RNA, 1829 nt
Organism: Manihot esculenta (cassava)
Lineage: Eukaryota; Viridiplantae; Streptophyta; Magnoliopsida; Malpighiales; Euphorbiaceae
Exons: 8
Coding region: 402-1580 (392 amino acids)
Biological process (GO): regulation of peptide transport
Cellular component (GO): membrane
Source: RefSeq, a predicted model, not a curated record
UAGUAUUGGAGAUGCGUAGCAGAGAAAAAGGGUGUAAUUAAAUUAAAUUAACUAAUAAACCACCAAAACUAAAUACUAACACUAAGAGCUCCGUUCCACCUUCCCUUCUAUAAUUCCAUUAAUCCUCUUUCUUUCUUCCUCUGCCAUUUUCGUCUUGGUUUUUCUCUUUUGCAAGAAUUCCUCCUUUUCGAUUCUUGUCGCUCACACCAUUUGUACGUUUAUUAUCUCAUUUAUUUGUUGGCGCAUUGAAGCAUACGUCACUUCCAGCUAUGAGAUCUCAAGUUUCUUUCUGCCGCUGACCGCUAACAAAUCAUAAACUGGGUUUCAGAGAUCUGGGAAAAACUCGUAGAUCUCUUUAGUUUCUGCCCAUUUUCUACUUGGGUUUUUUCCUGUAAUUUGCUAUGAGCUGGAGAUAUAAAGCUGGGUUGUUCUUGAUAGCUGCUGUUGUUAUUAUAUGGGUAACCUCUGCAGAAGUUACCCAGGGUAUCUUUACAGAUUACAAGCAGCCAUUUGCAGUGACAUAUCUUGGAGCUUCUCUAAUGGUAGUUUACCUCCCAAUAGCAUUUCUUAAAGACUGGAUAUGUAAGAUACUAAAGCAUCGUUCUUCUAAAAGUGGAAAAGGUGCAGGAAGCAUGAAUGAGUCUUCUGAUGGGUUAAACUCUCCUUUAAGCCUGAAAAUUUUUGAAAUUGAAGUUCCCGCAAGUUUGACCAGAAAAGACAGUGAAGCAGAAAUUUCAUCUCAAGUAGAGGGAAAGCCUUUGAUUACUAGACACAAAGAUGACUUAAGUGUGUUGAAACAUGACAAAGAGCUUACACCUAGAGAAAUUGCCAUCUAUGGUUUUUAUAUUGCCCCGAUCUGGUUUAUAACUGAGUAUUUAUCAAAUGCUGCACUUGCACGAACAAGUGUUGCAAGCACAACAGUUUUGUCAUCAACAUCAGGACUUUUUACACUUUUUAUUGGUGUAUUUCUGGGCCAAGAUACUUUAAAUGCAGCUAAAGUAGUAGCUGUCCUUGUAAGCAUGGCAGGUGUUGCCAUGACUACUUUGGGAAAAACUUGGGCUACAGAUGAGUCUCAAUUAAGUGCUUCUAUCAAUGGGAAACGCUCAAUUGUGGGGGAUCUUUUUGGCCUUCUUUCAGCUGUGUCAUAUGGACUAUUUACAGUGCUCCUUAAAAAGUUUGCUGGUGAAGAAGGAGAAAGGGUUGAUGUGCAAAAGUUGUUUGGAUACAUAGGACUGUUCACGCUUGUAGCUCUGUGGUGGCUUGUUUGGCCAUUGACUGCUUUGGGAAUAGAACCGAAGUUUUCAAUUCCUCAUUCUGCUAAAAUGGAUGAAGUUGUUCUUGCGAAUAGCUUUAUUGGAAGCGUUCUGUCUGAUUACUUUUGGGCAUUAUGUGUUGUAUGGACAACUCCAUUGGUGGCUACCUUGGGUAUGUCACUCACCAUUCCUCUUGCUAUGGUGGCUGAUAUGGUGAUUCAUGGUCGUCAUUAUUCAGCAAUUUACAUUCUUGGCUCUGGUCAGGUUUUUGCAGGAUUUGUAAUAGCUAAUCUUUCUGAUUGGUUCUCAAGAAAAUUGGGAUUAUAGCAUUUAGCCAAAUUCCUUGGCGUAAGUUCAAUUCUUUAUGGGACCUAUUUCCACAGAUCUUGACUUGGAAGUUACUUCCUGAAUAUGGGGGGCUGUUAUGGUUAUUUCCUGAGAAAUGAUGAUGCAAUUGUAAUAGAAUGUGCAAAUAGACGGUAGAGGACUGUAUUCUGGUUUGGUUGGGUCAGGUUUGUGAGUGGAGCCCUUGUUGUAAUAAAUGAUCUUGGUUAAAGAAAAAAAAAGUUUCUUAUU